Messenger RNA from Brassica napus (rape), 747 nucleotides. RefSeq names its product germ cell nuclear acidic protein-like. The coding region runs from base 67 to 606 and encodes 179 amino acids. The transcript is spliced from 2 exons. The record is from RefSeq and is a predicted model, not a curated record. Lineage: Eukaryota; Viridiplantae; Streptophyta; Magnoliopsida; Brassicales; Brassicaceae.
ACUCUGAAUCUUCCUCGAAGCAACCGCAAGUCUCUGUGUAGCGCGAGGAAGACGAUCGAUUCAUCUAUGGCGGACGUUGAGAAUCAACAGGACUCUUCGUUUCCAGCGAAGAGGAAAUCGGAUCUCUGUUGCCAGGAGCAGGAUAAUGUGGCGAACAAGGCUCAGAAGCUUAAUCCUUCGUCGAGUUCUGCUGAUUCUGAGUCAAAAGAUGAGAACGGCGUGCCCGGCGAUCGUACAGAUGAAGAGAAGCAAGAAGAUGGAGUUGGAGAUGAAGAAGAGGAAGAUGAGGAUGAGGAGGAUGAUUCGAUUGAAGUUGAGAUCGACAGGAAAGGUAAAGGCAUAUCGAGAGAGGACAAAGGAAAAGGAAAAUUGAUCGAAGUUGAUGAAAGUGACGAUAGCGAUGAUGAUGACGACGACGACGAGGAUGGUGAUGAGUACGACGAAAGCGAUUUGUCUGACGAUCCAUUGGCGGAGGUGGAUUUGGAUAACAUCCUUCCGUCGAGGACUAGGAGACGGUCGAUCCAGCCUGGAGUCUACAUCUCCAAUGACCGUAGCGGAAACCACGAGGAUGAUGAUGAUGAUAGUAGUGACGAUAGCGAUGCUUAAACCUCCCUCCUUAGCUAUAAUGAAGGUUAGUGUCAAGAAAUCAAGAUGUAGUUUCCUUUGAUUCUUAAGAGAGUUUGUGUUACGUUCAACGCUUGGACCAAAGUGAGCCAAUAUAUAUCUAUCAUGUCAUUGCAAUUUCAA